CCAUUGUGUGUGUGUUCGGGCGGCGCCUGCGCAGUACCGUGCCCGCUCUGCCCGUUAGCCGCUAUGUGCAGGGAAUAACGUUAGGGCGGUUGCUAGAGGGACACCGAGCAGAGCGCCCCGCCCCCGCCCCGCGGGGAUGCCGGGUCAGUGAGCACCGGCGGCCUCACCACCACCACCACCGGGGACGGCCCCUCCCCGGCGCGGCGAGCCUCUGAGAAGGGGAUUUGUGCCAUUCAGGUUAUUUCCUCACGGACUAUUGCUGAUUCUCAACCAAAUGGGCAAGAGGCAGCAUAUGUUGCAGUCGUGCUGAGCCAUGCAAGUGCAGCUUAGCCAGCAGGCCUCGAGGAGCGGGAUGACGUAGCUUUGCCAAGGAUUUAUCAGCUAAGCAGAAAAUGAGCUUAACAUCCUGGUUUUUAGUGAGCAGUGGAGGCACCCGCCAUAGGCUGCCACGAGAGAUGAUUUUUGUUGGAAGAGAUGACUGUGAGCUGAUGUUACAGUCAAGAAGUGUGGACAAGCAACAUGCUGUACUUAACUAUGAUGCCUCUACAGAUGAACACUUGGUGAAGGAUUUGGGCAGCUUAAAUGGGACAUUUGUGAAUGAUGUGAGGAUUCCAGAACAAACAUACAUCACCCUGAAGUUAGAAGAUAAAUUGAGAUUUGGAUAUGAUACUAAUCUUUUUACUGUUGUCAGAGGAGAAAUGAGAGUCCCUGAAGAAGCACUUAAGCAUGAAAAAUUUACAAGCCAGCUCCAGUUAUCCCAAAAAUCCUCAGAGGCAGAAGGAUCGAAGCCAGCCAGCUCCAGAAAUUCUGAGUCCAAGGUAACUGACUCUGCAGCUGAAGUGCACCACAAAACUACAGAAGCACUGAAAUCUGAAGAGAAAUCAAUGGAUCUUUCUGCCAUGCCGCGUGGUACACCUUUGUAUGGACAGCCAGCCUGGUGGGGGGAUGAUGAAGCUGAUGAAAAAAGUGGUUGUAAGCCAGAUAGCAAACAUGAAGAAAAAAUGCAUGAAACAGGGGCUUCUGGAUGCAGCACAGAUGCCAAGCAAGCUGAGGAGCAAUCUGCAGCUGCAAGUGAAGAACUUUAUCCUUUCUGUAGGGAGCCAAGUUAUUUUGAAAUCCCUACAAAAGAAUUCCAGCAACCUUCACAAAUAGCAGAGAGCACUAUUCAUGAAAUUCCAACAAAAGACACACAAAGCUGCCAUGCAGCAGGUGCAGGGCAUGCUUCUUUUACCAUUGAAUUUGAUGACAACACUCCAGGAAAAGUAACAAUCAAAGAUCAUGUGACAAAAUUCACGUCUGAACAGCGCCACAAGUCAAAGAAGCCUUCUUCCUCUGGUGGCCAGGACCUGCCUGGGCUUCAAACUGUGAUGAUGGCUGCAGAAAGCAAAGUAGCAGAUUGGCUAGCACAGAACAAUCCUCCCAGAAUGAUAUGGGAACCAACAGAGGAGGAUUCCAAAAGUAUUAAGAGUGAUGUUCCAGUGUACUUGAAGAGACUGAAAGGGAAUAAACAUGAUGAUGGUACACAAAGUGAUUCAGAAAAUGCUGGUGCACACCGGCAUUAUAGCAAGCGGGCAGCACUUGAAGAACACUUAAGGCACCAUCAUGCAGAGCUGAAAAAGUCACACCAGAAAGUCCAUUCCACGGAAAAGCAACAAGAGCAAACUGGUGUGAGUCAGACUGCUUUUAUGAUUGAGUUUUUUGAUGAAGACCAUCCUCGAAAGAGACGUUCUUACUCUUUUUCUCAGAAUGUAGGAGCUCUGUGCCCAGAAACUCCUUCUCCCACACCUCAUGCACGGUCUGAAAGAGUGAGGCCUACUUCAGCAGAGAAAGCAGUUGCUUCAUCUGUGCAGGCUAGCUCAGCACAUCACAGAGCAGUACAUGGUGUUCAUGCAAAACUGUUGAAACAAAAAUCAGAAGAACCCUCUGCUGCGUUGCCUAUCCUACAAGCAGCGUUGUUAAGGAGUUCAGGAAGCCUUGGCCAUAGGCCUAAUCAGAACCAGGAGAUGGACAAAAAGUUGAAAAGUCAACAUAUUUCUGCUGCUACUGAGAAGGACAAUGAGGAUGACCAGAGUGACAAAGGUACUUACACUAUUGAGCUGGAAAACCCCAAUUCUGAAGAAAUGGAAGCUGGUAAAAUGAUUGACAAGGUAUUUGGAGUGGAUGACAGCCAGGAUUAUAAUAGGCCUGUUAUCAACGAGAACCAGAAAGAUUUAGUAAAAGAUUGGGCUAUAAAUUCUGCUGCAGUAGUGCUGGAAGAAAAAAGACCACUGAGUACAACUGGAUUUCUUGACACAGAGGAAGGCUCUACUGCCCCUGGAAGUAAACGCUGGGUAUCACAGUGGGCCAGUUUGGCUGCUAAUCACACACGACAUGACCAAGAUGACAUCAGAUUGGAGUCAUCUGUGCCUGCUCCACUGGAAAACGACACGGACAUCAGUGAAUCUGGUAUUUCAGUUAGAAGCACUGGUUCAGCUGCUUCUAUGACUGGCCAAGGUGAGAGAAAGAGGAGGACACUUCCACAGCUUCCUAAAGAGGAGAAAGUGAAUGAAAGCUCAGAAGUAAAAACUGCAUCUCAUCAAAGAUCAGAGAUAGGUGAAAAGCAAGACACUGAACUUCAGGAGAAAGAAACUCCAACUCGUGCCUUGGAUGCUGAUAGUAGAAGUAUGGCAAAGGCAAGUAGAGCAGUGAAUGGUCUUUCACCCAAAGCUGCUGGAGACAAAGUUUUUUCUUUCCCCAGCAGCUGCUCUUCCAGUAAAGAGAGAGUUGAAACUGGCAGAGAAACUUCUGUGGUAAAACAAGCGUUAGCAAAAAUUCAGCAACAAGAAAGAAAGGAGCAAGGGCAUUGGACACCCACAAAACAAUCUUCUAUGAAACCUGUUGCAAACCAGGCUGAAAAAGUUAGGGAGGAAAGUGCUAUGUCGCACAAAAGAUUAGAUAAUCAAGACAAAGCUCCUGGACAUGCUACCGAUAAAGCAGAAAUGAAGUUGGUACAGAGUGAGGGGAAAAGAAGAAAAAAUGAAGAAAUUAUUAAGGGACAAAGUCCUAAAGCAUCUGGAGGAGAAAGAAAGGAAUCUUCAAAACCAUUAGUGAGGCAAGGUAGCUUUACUAUAGAUAAGCCUAGUACGAAUAUACCUAUAGAACUUAUUCCUCACAUUAAUAAGCAAAGUGGAUCUGCUGUCCCUUUAACACCUGCAAACAGAAUACGUGAGAGAAGUGACACCAUGGACACUGAUUCCAGUCUGGAUACAACACUCAUUUUGAAAGACACAGAGGCUGUAAUGGCUUUUCUUGAAGCUAAAUUGCGUGAAGAAAAUAAAACUGAUGAAGGUCCUGAGACUCCUAGCUAUAACAGAGAUAAUUCCAUAUCGCCAGAAUCAGAUGUAGACACAGCCAGCACAAUCAGCCUUGUAACUGGUGAUACUGAAAGAAAAUCCACACAGAAGCGGAAGAGCUUUACAACUUUAUAUAAAGAUAGAUGUUCCUCUGGUUCCCCUUCAAAGGACAUUUUAAAAUCUUCUGCAACAAAUGCCAGAGAGAAGAUCGAAAAGAAAACUAAAAGUCGAUCUUCAGAUGGUGGGUCUAGAGCUGAUGCUCGUAAACCUGUGCAAUCCACUGGAAGAAUGAGACAACCAUCAGUAGAUCUGACAGAUGAUGACCAAACAUCUAGUGUACCUCAUUCUGCCAUUUCUGAUAUCUUAUCAUCUGACCAGGAAACCUACUCUGGCAAAUCACAUGGAAGAGUUCCUUUUGCCUCCACAGAUGAACUUUCACAUUCCAAAAUGGAAGGAAAGUCAGCUAAAUCAAAAACCUCUCCUGUGACACUUGGGCAAUCCAGUAAAUCUACCACUCUUCCAAGACCUCGUCCUACAAGGACUUCUCUCUUGCGCAGAGCACGGCUUGGUGAAGCUUCAGAUAGUGAACUCGCUGAUGCAGAUAAAGCUUCCGUGGCUUCUGAAGUGUCCACUACAAGUUCUACAUCAAAACCUCCGUCAGGGAGGAGAAGUAUUUCCAGAAUAGACUUGCUUGCUCAACCUCGCAGAACUCGACUUGGCUCGUUAUCCGCACGGAGUGAUUCUGAAGCAACAAUAACUAGAAGCACAGCCUCAUCUCGUACCCCAGAAGCUAUCAUCAGAAGCGGUGCAAGAUUAACAUCAGCAGGAGACGGAAGUAAAGUUUCUGCUAGAACUCGAGCUAAUAGUAUUUCUCGACUUUCAGAUUCAAAAUCCAAAUCUCUGGCUUCUGCUCAUAAUUCUCCUUCAGAGAAAUCCAAGCUUCUCCCAGACCCAGAUCCUGCUGUUGAAACUUACAGUGUAAGUGCAAGAUGGAGGCGCUUUCCUACAGAUUAUGCUUCCACCUCAGAAGAUGAGUUCGGAUCAAACCGUAAUUCCCCUAAACAUACCCGUCUACGUACCUCUCCAGCCCUGAAAACCACACGACUGCAGAGCACUGGGACAGCAGCUCAAAGUAGCAAUACAUUCAAGCACAGAAUAAAGGAACAGGAAGACUACAUUCGUGACUGGACUGCUCAUCGCGAAGAAAUAGCAAGGAUCAGUCAAGAUCUGGCUCUCAUCGCACGGGAAAUCAACGAUGUAGCAGGAGAGAUAGAUUCAGUGACUUCUUCAGGCACUGCCCCCAGUACCACAGUAAGCACUGCUGCCACCACCCCUGGCUCUGCCAUAGACACUAGAGAAGAGGUAGGAGAUCUUCAUGGAGAAAUGCAUAAGUUGGUUGACCGUGUAUUUGAUGAAAGUCUCAAUUUUAGAAAAAUCCCUCCACUAGUGCAUGCCAAACCACCCGAGGGGAAUGGUCGGCCUACUGAUGCUAGACCUCAGCUAACAGAUGCCCUUGAUCCCCCAACAAUUACCCGAAGAAGAACUUGGAGCAGAGAUGAAGUUAUGGGGGACAGCUUGCUGUUGUCCUCAGUCUUCCAAUUUUCUCGCAAGAUAAGACAAUCCAUAGACAAAACAGCUGGCAAAAUCAGAAUAUUAUUUAAGGACAAAGACAGAAAUUGGGAAGAAAUUGAAAACAAGUUGCGAGCUGAAAGUGAAGUUCCUAUCGUGAAAACAUCAAGCAUGGAAAUUUCAUCAAUCUUACAGGAACUGAAACGAGUUGAGAAACAGUUGCAAGUGAUUAAUGCUAUGAUUGACCCUGAUGGUACCCUGGAUGCUCUGAGCAACUUGGGAUUCGCUGGCCCCAUCCUACCGGCUCAGGCGAAGCCGAAGGCCAGUGCCAGUUCCCACAGUACCUGCUCUCCAGUGCAAGCAAACUGCCAGCCAGAAGCUCGGGCUCUUCGACCUGCUGCCCUCCCGGCCCCAGCUGAUUUUGACAGUGCUGAAUCCGAGUCUGACUUCAGCAUACACUUCAAUAGGUUUAACCCAGAUGGCGAAGAGGAAGAUGCCACUCUGCGUGAAUGACAUCUUGGUGUUGAUACAAAUAUUUUUCAUGUGGAACGUUUAGAAAUAAAUGAAAAAUCAUAAUAUUGGUUUUAUAAAUAAAAAAAGGUUGGUCAAACAGCAGUUGUUUUGUUAAAUCAGUUUUCUUUAACUGUGAUGCUUUGAUUGUCACACAAAUCCUUUUCAAAUCAUAAAGAUAAGCAUAGAUAUCAGUAUAGAAAAGCAGGUUGUGGCAGGUUUGCCCUUUGUGGUUGUGUGCUUUGCAAAAGAAUUAUUAUAUCAGCAGUUUUCCCUUAACAGAUUUAUUUCUUUUUAAAAGCCAUGCAAGCAGUCUAACAUUUAAUGUUACUGAAACCCUAAAUCUCUUUGCCAAGCUGUUCUGUGAAUGGAUCUCCUCUGCUAAAGUUUAUACAGAACUGUUGAACAGUUACAUUUUGAUUUUGAAUGAAAUGAUUUAUAUAGGAAACAUUAUCUUUGACUACAAUGACACAUUACUGCAAAAGGUAAGACAGAUUUCACAAAGCAUUCUUUCUUCUGUACUGAAAACCUCAAACAGUUCUGUGAUUUAUAUAACCCUGUUGCUGCAUAAAUUGCCUUGGGGUUUAAAAAGUUCACAUACUAUGUUUGCACUAAGAUUUGCUGGGAGUGGUAAGUGAACAUAUCGAUAUCAUUAAGCAGCAAACAGUGUUUUGGUGUACAUAGAAAACUGAUAAUACUGUACUUGUAUUAACAUUGCAGUGUUUUAAUCCACUUUCUAAAAGGACUAUUUGGCACUUUUGACCUUGUUCAAAUGUCUUUUUGAUGUUAAUGAAAGUAGAAGUAUUUCAUAUCUCAUUACUGUCCAAAUGUUUGUUGAAACUAGCAAACAGAUUUAAACAUACAGCAAUGUGGGACAUUAAAAAGCAUAUUGAGGCAAAAAUGGGCUCUCACCAAUUCAAAUGCAACAUAAGCUUAUAAAAGAAAUUACUGUUCCUUGGAAUGAUCAUGAGAUGUAAAAUUUUCUUUAGGGGACUUGGAAAUAGAGUUGUCAUAAUUUGCUUGAUCGAUAGACGCACUCCUGAGCAAAUGAUUUGCUUCUGUAUAUUCUCCCGUGGUCUUGCUAGUAAACCUGUCUCUGUCUUACAUAUUUAAAAGGAUUCUGGAAGAAAACUGCUAACAUAGACAUUUUGCUUAUACCACUGAGAAGCAAGUCUGUUUAAAGUUUCCUAUAUAAGCCUAUUUUCCUUAUACGUUGUCCCAGUAACUUAACAUUUGGAAAUAAUAAUAAAAAUAAAAGUAAAUUACUUUGUAUUUCCAGAACACUGUAAUUUGGAGGAAUGUUAUUUCUGUUAAAUGUAACUAAUAGACUGGAAUUUUCCUAUGUUUGCAUCAGUCUCUAUAUUUUAAGGUUAAAGAUACAGUUUUGCAGCUUUUAUGAAAUGGUCUUUAAUAUUUCAGCAAUAAUCCUAUAUGACAUUUGUUUAAAAAAAAACUACUUUCUGUACACUUUUAAAUUGUACAGGCUUUCAGAAGUCAGUAAAAGUUGGACCAGUUAAUAAAAAUGCAAAAACUUUUUUUGUAGAGAUGUAAAAACAAAACCACUAAUCUGUUGUAUAAUGGAUUUCAUAUUUUCUUUAAAAAAAAUUAAAAGCAAACAGCCUUCUUGUAUGACUCAAUAUACUCCAGCUAACUGUGGAAGCCUGAAUGACACUAGUUUACAGAGGCUGUAAGAAAGGUUUUAGAAGAGGCAGAAGGGCAAAAAUAAAUUGAAACUAGAGCUAGGUAUUGAAAACAGUGUACCAAACCAUCACCAUAAUUCCUUCUUGUGUUUAAUGCUUGGGAACAUAAUUUUUCUGCAGACUCAAGUAAAAGUAGGAAAUGGUUAGGAAGGGUUAAAGGUUCAGGCUUUUUGUGCAAGAUCCUAUUUGUGUUCUUUCAGGCGUUUAUGCCUUUAUGUUCUGUAAUAAGCAUUUUGCAUUACUAUGUUCUUAUUUUGUAUGGACAUGUUCUCCUUAUUUAUUUUUGUUACAUUUAUUAUGUAUGUUAUUUUGUUAUAUGCAUUUACAACUCCAUUUUUAAAUAAAGUGUUUCUGGAACUUUGAAAA
This is a messenger RNA of Dromaius novaehollandiae (emu), 7477 nucleotides long. It is a transcript of the gene CEP170, whose product is annotated as centrosomal protein 170. The transcript is spliced from 21 exons. Gene Ontology annotation, molecular function: protein binding. Gene Ontology annotation, cellular component: centriole. Bases 393 to 5414 code for a protein of 1673 amino acids. NCBI's taxonomy places the organism in Eukaryota, Metazoa, Chordata, Aves, Casuariiformes, Dromaiidae. The record is from RefSeq and is a predicted model, not a curated record.